AAGGUGGGAGGGAGGCAGACACAUAAAGGGUUGAGAGGAGCAGAGGAGGCGUUUUGUUUCUGCUUUUCAGACGACUCACACAUCGACUGUCGACCUGAAACAUCGACACAAAGGAGGAGGAGAAGAAGAAGAAGACUUGAUCAUUCACAGGACGAUGCCUCUGCUGUCUGUCUGCAGGAUUUAUUCCCAGCUGCUCUCAGCUGUGCUGCUGAUGUCAUCGUGGUGCGUUCAGGGUCUGCGCGUGGAGGUGUUUCCCAGAGAGCCUCUGCUGAGACUUGGGGAGCGCCAGCAGCUGGUGGCUCAGGUUCAGGACUGUCCCACGAUGCCUAGCGUGUCCUGGUCUCUUCUGGGCGACCGACAUCUGCCCGCCUCGAUCAGCACCAACAGGACUCACUCUGUGGUGACCUUUGACCCCGUGACGACAGAGCACGACGCGGCGCUGCUGUGUCGAGUGAGCUGUGGAGGCGAAAGCAGGCAGGUCAAAACAACUUUGCAAGUUUACUCCUUCCCAUCAGCCCCUGUGAUCAGGGGUCAGGACCACCUGAGGCUGGGGGCCGAGUCCAGCCUGACCUGCCUGGUGUCUGAUAUUUUCCCCGCCGACCAGCUGACGCUCACCUGGCUCAGAGGAGACGUGUUCCUGGAGAGCACUAUGGGAGAUUCUGGAUCCAGCUCAGUGCAGUCCGAGUACAGAUUCACGCCCCUGAGCCAGGACUCGGGCGCAAACAUCAGCUGCAGGGCUACGCUGAAACUGCAAACUGAGGACAGGACCAAGGAGACCGGCGUCCCCCUAACCCUGCUCUACGCUCCAGUUAUCACGACCAUCUCAGAGUCUGUGUUGGUGAUGGCUGGCUCGCCGCUCACUCUCACCUGUUCGGCGGAGGGAAACCCUGAGCCCAGCAUCACCUGGAGCUUCAGGACGGCAGGUGGUCAUCCUGUGGUGCGGGCUCAAGGCAGGCAGCUGGUCUUCACGGCGGUGAGUCCGUCUGAGGCCGGAUGGUACGACUGCGAGGCCCGGAGCACAGAAGGAAACCAGAGCUCUGCUGUGGAGGUCACAGUUCACGCUCCGCCUUCCAACACCUCCCUGUCAGUGAGUCCAGGUGAGGAGGUGGUGGAGGGUCAGCAGGUGACGUUUACCUGCCGCUCAGACGGAGCUCCGCCCACCGCGCUGGUGCUGAGGAGAGAUGGGGCGGAGCUUCAGAGGACCGACCCCGCCUCCUCCUCAACACUCUCCUUUAACCUCUCCUCCGCCUCGCUGGAAGACUCCGCCCACUACCAGUGUGAAGCCUCCAACCAGUACGGAUCCCAGCUGGUCACCAGCUCCGUCACCGUCAGAGCUCACCCUCUGCAGGUGGAGGUGAGUCCCCCGGUCUCCGUGGCAGAGCGAGGUUCACAUCUGGUCCUGACCUGCAGAGCCUCCGGAUGUCUCCACCCUCCCACCCUCACCUGGAGGAGGACAGGUGAGGACCAGACGGUCCUCCUGAGGACACAGCAGCAGGACGGAUUGUCCCUGCUCCACCUGCAGAACCUGGACCUCCAGGAUCAGGGAGGAUACAGCUGCGAGGCAGAGUGUGACUCUGUCAUCAGGACCGGAAACACCCAGAUCCACGUCUUCUCGUUUCCGUCUGAUCCAGCUCUGGAGCAUCCUGGUCCUGUACUGCUGGGACAGGAGGCAGCUCUUCGCUGUGAUGUCAACGACGUCGUUUCAGCCAAUCAGAUGAGGAUCCAGUGGCUGUCGGGGAACACAACGCUGAUGUCGAAGUCAUUCGGGUUCUCUGGUUCCCUACAGAACAUCUCAUCUGCUCUACAGUACCGGGUCAAAGAGGAUCAGCAGGCUCUGACCUGCAGAGCCGAGCUGCUGACGGAGGACGGAGACGUGUGGAGGUCCAGGAGGACCAGCAUCCGCCUGCAGGUCCACUAUCCUCCGAGGAGAACCUCCCUGUCAGUGAGUCCAGGUGAGGAGGUGGUGGAGGGUGAGCAGGUGACGUUUACCUGCCGCUCAGACGGAGCUCCGCCCACCACGCUGGUGCUGAGGAGAGAUGGGGCGGAGCUUCAGAGGACCGACCCCGCCUCCUCCUCAACACUCUCCUUUAACAUCUCCUCCGCCUCGCUGGAAGACUCCGCCCACUACCAGUGUGAAGCCUCCAACCAGCACGGAUCCCAGCUGGUCACCAGCUCCGUCACCGUCAGAGCUCCUCCACGGAACACCACAGUCCUGGUCCUGCCGUCUGCCGUGGUCCAGGAGGGACAAAACGUCACCGUCUGCUGCCAAACUAUCAGCUUCCCACCGUCAGCCAUGAUCCUGAGGAAGCUGACCAAUGGGACGGAGUUAUACUCCCCUAACUGCACUUUCCUAUUGGUCAACGUCACGGCCAAAGACUCUGGGCUUUACCAGGUCAACGUGACCAACGACCUCGGAUACCAAGUCAGAGUGUUCAGCAUAAGCGUCAGAGAGAGAAGAGCCAGCCUUCCUCUCUGCCUCAGCAUCAUCAUCCCUGUGGUCUGCGCUGCUGCUGCUGGGCUCUCAGCUGCUGCUCUGCUCGUCUGCCUGCUGAGGAGAUCCAGGAAGAAAGGCUUCUAUCAGCUGCCCCAUCCUGCUCCUCCUUCAGCCUGAGGCUACAGCCGGGACCACCUCCCAAUAUGUGGCUACAACAUGCUAACAUAUGGCUUUGGUAUCCCAACAUGUAGAUUCCUUGUCCCACCGUUUGACUCCCAUCGAGUGUGUGGCUGCUACAACCCCUACAUGUUGCCAUUGGUGUUCAACAUGUGACUACUACAUGCAAGUGUCCCAAAAUGUGGCCCCCACCACCCACUAUAUGGCUUCCACAUACUGACAUGUGGCUCUUAUAUUCCAGGAUGUGACCACCACCUCCGAAUACCCAGAUGUGUUGUUUCUGUAACACUCCAACACCAUGUCCCAUCAUGGAGCCACCACAUUCCAACGUCUGCCGAGCAAACGCCAGCACAUGGCUGAUCCAUUCAAAGACAACCCGUCAUGUGACCAGUGAUUGAUAUGACGGCAUGCGACUGCCACGGCCCAAUGUGAUUUUGCUGUUCCUACAUGUGGCCACCAACUAGCAAUAACCCAAAAUGUGGCUACCGUGUCCUACUACACGACUACCACUCCUCGGCAUGUGGCGUCCAUAGUGCAGCUCAAAAUACUGAUGGUCAUGACCGGUUUCUUCAUAAUGUAACUUAUGAACAGCAGUUAAGGUGUCCAUCUUUUACUGUCCUGUCAGCUUGCAGCAGUUUUGCAGUUCAUUCAUUUUUCUCCAGUUUCUGUGGAAUCACUGAUGUUUUUUUAGCAGCUGUGAACGAGCGAAUCGUCCAUUCGAUCGAUCAGCCUGAGGAUCCGAACAGAAGCUGAAACGUCGCUCUGACUCAAAGUUUUGGUUUCACCUCCCUAAUAUGAAGGGAAAAUUCCCAUCAUGGACUCACUGAAUGACCAGAAGGAAGUUGAUGGUCUCCCAGUUUUCCCAGAAUGCAGUAGGUUUGAUAGUCCUGCACCUUCAGUGUUUAUGUUGUGCAUACAGAACCAUGUUGUGUGUUGAAUUAACUGCUGGAUUUCUUGUCUGACUGCUCGUUGAAUGUGUCCACUCUGUCAGAGUGAGCUUUUAUUAAACAUAUUUAUUUCUUCACUUCUGU
Scatophagus argus is the source of this 3642-nucleotide messenger RNA. RefSeq names its product vascular cell adhesion molecule 1b (gene vcam1b). The record is from RefSeq and is a predicted model, not a curated record. Gene Ontology annotation, cellular component: membrane; cell-cell junction. Gene Ontology annotation, molecular function: cell adhesion molecule binding. The coding region runs from base 155 to 2611 and encodes 818 amino acids. NCBI's taxonomy places the organism in Eukaryota, Metazoa, Chordata, Actinopteri, Scatophagidae. The transcript is spliced from 10 exons. Gene Ontology annotation, biological process: cell-cell adhesion.